This is a messenger RNA of Amphiprion ocellaris (clown anemonefish), 8860 nucleotides long. RefSeq names its product DNA (cytosine-5)-methyltransferase 3A-like. The transcript is spliced from 23 exons. The record is from RefSeq and is a predicted model, not a curated record. Gene Ontology annotation, molecular function: methyltransferase activity; zinc ion binding. Lineage: Eukaryota; Metazoa; Chordata; Actinopteri; Pomacentridae. The coding region runs from base 288 to 2816 and encodes 842 amino acids. Gene Ontology annotation, cellular component: nucleus; cytoplasm. Gene Ontology annotation, biological process: negative regulation of DNA-templated transcription.
GAGAGAGAGAGUGAGAGAGAGGGAGAGAGUGAGAGAGAGGGAGAGAGAGAGAGAGAGGGGGAGAGAGGGAGAGAGAGUUGAACGAGAGGAGAGAGCGACGACCGUCAGGGUCCGGGUGCCUGAGGGACGGACGACACGGAGAGGGGGAGGACUGAGUGAGCAAGUGAUCAUCUGACUGCCGGCAGAUUGAAUGAAGCUGCACCUGGUGCUUCUGAGGGCCUUUCCCAUGCUUUGAUUUGCUCUGUUUUUUACUUUCUAAACUUGGUUUCAAACAACCGCUCCCUGCCAUGCCGUCCAACAGUCCUGCUACCACCGAACCGCCCCAGACGCCAGAGAACGACACCUCCAAUGAUGUGAGUGAAGACGGAGCAGACCAGGACAGUCCAGAGGAGGGGACGCCAGCGAGCCCCCGCAACAAGCGCAGAGUGGGUCGUCCUGGCAGGAAACGCAAACAGCUGCUGCCUGAGAUGGCGACCUCUGACCCAUGUGCAAACGCCCCCCCAACUCCACCUGAGGAGCCGGAGCCCUCACCCUCUCCUCGCAAGAAGCGUGGCCGUCGGAAACUCGAGCCACCAGAGAGCAAUAAGGACGAGCCAGACGACAGAAACUGCGACUCCCCCAGAGAGGGUGAGACUGGGAGGCUGCGGAGGAGGCCAGUCCCCAGAGUGACUUUCCAAGCUGGAGAUCCGUACUACAUCAGCAGGAGGCAGAGAGAAGAAUGGCUCAGCCGCUGGAAGAUGGAGGCAGAACGAAGGGCGUACAGAGAGGCAGAGAUAAACAUGAUGGAUGACCUAUCAGAAGUUGACUUUCAAAAAGAGGAGGAGCCUGCCAGCCCAGCCCCUCCCCCUUCACAACAGCAUACAGACCCCGCCUCUCCCACAGUCGCUGUGACACCAGAGCCAGUUGCUAGGGGAGACCGGGCGAGGCCCAAUGAGAUAGAGUACCAGGACGACCGAGGCUUUGGCAUCGGGACGCUGGUUUUUGGGAAGCUGCGAGGCUUCUCUUGGUGGCCCGGCAGGAUCGUGUCCUGGUGGAUGAGCGGCCGAAGUCGAGCUGCAGACGGUACUCGCUGGGUGAUGUGGUUUGGUGAUGGAAAAUUCUCUGUGGUUUGUGUGGAGAAGUUGAUGCCUCUGAGCUCCUUUUCAUCUGCCUUCCACCAGCCAACCUACAACAAACAGUCCAUGUACCGGAAAGCUAUCUUUGAGGCUCUGCAGGUGGCCAGCGUGCGGGCGGGGAGGCCAGUUCCUUCCUGUGAUGCGAGUGAUGAUGCAGAGGGGGUGGAUCUUCAGACCAGACAGAUGAUAGAGUGGGCAAUGACCGGCUUCCUGCCCACUGGUCCACAAUCAUUGGACCCUCCGGAAGAGGAGCAAAACCCUUAUAAGGAAGUGUACCCAGAGAUGUGGGCGGAGCCUGAGGCUGCCUACACACCUCCACCUGCAAAGAAACCACGCAAGAACUCAGCAGAGAAAGCGAAGAUCAGAGAGGUGAUCGAUGAAGGGACCAGAGAGAGACUUAUUUUUGAGAUCAAAAAGAAGACCAGAAAUAUAGAAGAUAUCUGUAUCUCCUGCGGAAGCCUCAAUGUCUCUCUGGAGCAUCCUCUCUUUGUAGGAGCAAUGUGCCAGGGCUGCAAAAACUCGUUCCUGGAGUGCGCCUACCAGUAUGAUGACGAUGGCUACCAGUCCUAUUGCACCAUCUGCUGUGGAGGCAGGGAAGUGCUCAUGUGUGGCAACAACAACUGCUGUAGGUGUUUCUGUGUGGAGUGUGUAGAUCUAUUGGUAGGAGCUGGCUCAGCGGCGGCGGCCAUCAAAGAAGACCCCUGGAACUGUUACAUGUGUGGACCACGGAACAUCUACGGGUUACUGCGACGACGGGACGACUGGCCCUGCAGACUACAGCACUUCUUUGCCAACAACCACGAACAGGAAUUUGAACCAGCCAAGUUGUAUCCUCCAGUUGCAGCAGAGAAGAGGCAACCAAUUAGAGUCCUGUCCCUGUUUGAUGGCAUUGCCACAGGUCUGCUGGUGCUGAAAGACUUGGGCAUCCAGGUCGACAAGUAUGUUGCAUCUGAAGUAUGUGAAGACUCCAUCACUGUUGGCAUGGUUCGACACCAUGGACGCAUCAUGUACGUGGGAGAUGUACGUAACGUAACUCGCAAACAUAUCGAAGAAUGGGGACCAUUUGACCUGGUGAUAGGAGGAAGCCCCUGCAACGACCUCUCUAUAGUCAACCCUGCAAGAAAAGGCCUUUAUGAGGGAACUGGUCGGUUGUUUUUUGAGUUUUACCGUCUGCUGCAUGAGGCUCGGCCAAAACCGGGUGACGAGCGGCCGUUCUUCUGGCUGUUUGAAAAUGUGGUUGCUAUGGGAGUCAGCGACAAACGAGACAUCUCCCGCUUUUUAGAGUGUAAUCCAGUGAUGAUUGACGCCAAGGAGGUCUCUGCUGCCCACCGCGCUCGCUAUUUCUGGGGAAACCUGCCGGGCAUGUCAAGACCUCUGACACCAAUGGCGAAUGACAAGCUGGACCUACAAGAGUGCCUCGAGCAUGGCCGCACAGCCAAGUUUGAGAAGUUGCGUACGAUAACGACACGCUCCAACUCUGUGAAGCAGGGGAAAGACGAACAUUUCCCCGUCUACAUGGACAACAAGGAGGACAUCCUCUGGUGUACUGAGAUGGAAAGGGUGUUUGGUUUCCCCGUCCACUAUACCGACGUGUCCAACAUGAGUCGUCUGGCCAGGCAAAGGCUGCUGGGACGUUCAUGGAGCGUCCCCGUCAUCAGGCACCUCUUCGCCCCGCUCAAGGAAUACUUUGCCUGCAACUAGUCACACACCAACUCUCUCUCUCACACCCUCACAGACACACACUGAUAACUGCAAACAAUAUACAGCUAGUACAUGAAGGUUGGCUGAUGCAGACUGACACGAAUGACCGGACAUGCAUACAUAAACACACAUAAGCACACAUACGCUCACACACACACUGUAAAGAACCCUUCUUCCCUAGAUUCCAUGUAGACCACUGGCUGACCUUAGUCCCCUGGUGCUACCUUGCUGACUUACACACACACAGACAGGUGCGGGUGCAGGGUUUCUGUACUGUAAAUCUUCAUACACAAACUUCCUGUCCGACCUUGAAACUGAUGUCUUUUCGCUUUACUGUGUCGUAUCAGCUGGAGUUCAAACCUCCAGGGGGCGCUGACCUAACAAAGCUGCCCUGACUUUCUGUUUUUAUUAACUCUCUGAAUACAUCAACACACCAAUGAAUCUCUCUGUACCGUAACACUUAACUUUACUCAUAUGUAGUGACAGUGCUGCUGGUGUAUUACAGUGCAGUGAACACAAAUAUGUACAAAAACACAUACACACACCAGUUAAUGCUUGCGGUGCUGGUCAGGCAGUGAUUGAGUCCAAAUGGUGCCACUUUAAUACAACACUUUUACAGUUUUUGGUGCUCUUAAAGACUGAAUGGUCAUUGGUUGUUUCAGUCGCUGCAAUUUUAGGUCCCUAACUGAGUUAAACCAGACAAACAUAAGCGGGUGGAGGCCAAACCAGCAACGAGAGGUGGCUAUGAAUUUUUAAGAUAUAUUCAGUGUGCUCGAGUGUGCAGAGGAGUGUCACAGAAGAGUAAAAACUAGGGCAACUGUGCUCAGAUAGAACAACAUGAGGCCUUUUAAUGCAACUAAAUCAGAUUGUAAGAUUGAAUGUUUUCUGAAGAGAUGCCGAUCUGGUGGGACAAAUUAUCUUACCAGUUGAGUUCAAACCUCAGUGAGCCAAAAUCCAGUCAUUUUUAAAGGCACCUGAUAUGAAAUAAAACAGUAAAUUUUGGAGGAUGCCACUGCAAUUUAAGGUUAAGUGCAUGCAAAAUAAAUUUGGUCGUAUACACAUAUAUACGAGGGGCAAAAUCAAAGCAUAAAAGUGCAUAAAAUGAACACAAUGAAUACAGCAAAAAUACUAGUAUUAAAAUUAAAUUUAAUUAAAUUUAGUUUUAAACAAGCUUGAAACAGUGCAGAAUGUUUAAAAAGACUUUCAAGCAAAGUACCACCCACACCUGCUUCAUGCAUAAUCAGUGUUUAUAGGGCCCUCUAGUGGACAGAGAAACUAGUGUGCAUGACACUCUCAUGUUGGGAUAAAACACUAAUACUAGUCAGUGUCAGACGUAACUUUAUUAGAAAAAUUGCAAACAUAGUGAAGACUGCUUUUAUACUAAACCAUUUACUGGUCAUUGUCAUAUAGAGAAUGUACACAUUAAAAAUAUAAGAUACUGCUGCGUGUAUCCUAGUUGACAGGAACAACAUCCACAAUUAUGUUUCAAUACAACAAGCAGGAAAAUCUUCAUACUGUUUUAACUAUUUCUCUGUGGUUUUUGCAAUAUUUUAGGCAUCAAGUGUAGUUCAUGCUAUAUCAACUAUACUGUGAAAAACUGUACCAGCAGCUUUUUAAUAGGGAUCAGUAUGUACUGAUAUGAAAAUUGGGAUGUUGCUCAAAAAACUGUGAUGUUUAUCUUAAAUUGGAAAAAUACUGUAUUUUUCUUAAACAUUUAUAUCACUUUUCCUGGCAGAAGCUAAUGCAAGGUGAUAGUCCUUAGCAACACAGCUGAGACUAGAUGUCACUAUUGAAUUCUGCAAAAAAAAAUUUUAGACCCCUUUGUGGUAACAUUAGUAGCUGUUGGUCAGGUAGAUGUGAUAGUAUUGCACCAGACUUUGCCUCUUUAAAGUUAUCGGUGAAAAAUAACACUUUUUAAAGCCUAUAGUGCUCAUUAUGUUGAUGAACUGGAGGAAAAGUUCAUUUCAAAUAAUAAAAAAGCAGUUAUAAUACACUGUGACAAUAUAGUAAUCUUUAAAUGUGCAGGCUUGCCAUUUAUUUAAUAUCUCUUUUUAUUUGAUAUGUUUGCUCCAGCUAUUGAGGUUUAGCAGAAGACUAUAUAUAAAUGAUGGACGUAGCCUCCAUGUGCAAAAAAUGAAAUCAAUGUGGAAGUGACUUAAACAUUCUCUCUUUCUAAUAGCCAGUAGGGGGCAACUUCACUGGUCAAGUGAGAAGAUGACUGAAACUAGAGGCUUCAAAACAGUAGUCCACAAACCAAUGGUUGACUACAUCCAUUAUUUAUAUAUAGUCUAUGGACGUAACUCAACUUGUAAGAUUAUUACUGUCUGCAGAGCAGCACGGCCUCUGACACACUAAAAUAUCAGUGGACUUUCUACAAGCUCGCUGUCCUCAUUGCAGCAGCAGCAUUUCAUGUACCCCCUUGCAAUGCAGCUUCUCUUGUGCCUCAGUUUUAGUGUUGCCCUUUCUUGCCUGGUGGAAAAGUGAAAGUCCUCCAGCAGUCAUGCUCCCACCCUGCUUCUUAUGGAUCUAAAAUGUCCUCCAGUUACUGAACUGCAGCGACAUCCAUGAAACCAGAGGUAGACCAUUACUCUUUAGACACUAUGCUGAUUUUGUACUUCGUACAACUGAAACAGAUGGCCCUGUAUAAAUAGCAGGCUCUUCUUCAGAUAUCGCAGAUACAACUGUACCCCCUGUCUUGGGUGGUUCUCAUGCCUUUUUCCCAGAUAAACUCAGUUGCUCCAUGACCCUGAGUUAGAAUAAUCAGGAAGAAAAUGGCGUCAUCAAUUGUAGUGGAUAUGUUUCUAUUAAGAUUUGUACACAUACAGACACUAUAAGAAACAUUUGCGUACCAAUGGAUGUUUUAUUUAAACAGGGCUGUCUUUGGAGAAAACAUUUCAGUCUGGUGCUUGUGGUCCUUAGACGACCAUCUUUUCCAGGAAGCCUUCCGAUCCUCUGACCUUCCUCAGAUACCAGCUAACAACUGGACACAUGCAGUCAAUACGGACACUCUCUCUCUCUUUCACACACAGACACACAGACACACACACACACACACACACACACACACACACACACACACACACACACACACACUGUACAUGCACAAACAAUCUUUCAAACCAACAGUAAACCAGCAGGUUCAAAGUAUUUUUUUUGUCAUGUUUACUCUCCAUUUAUACAACCAACCUUCAGGUGCUUUUUAAACUCUGCUCUUUUUUACAGUGCUCUUGCAAGUCAUAUGCAUACACACACACACACACACACACACACACACACACACAUACAUUUGCUGGAAACAAGGUGCCGACUUUCAUGCUUCUCGUAACUCCUUCGCUACCAAACAUGUCAUCAGCACACACGCAUACAUGCACACACACUGUGUUCUUGCCGGCUGCCUGUUGCCAUCAGGCUACCCACAGCGCUGCUGGGUGUGACAUCAUCACCCUCGCGUUGCUUGGUGCUCCCAACCCCCCACCCCCCCCUUCCACCGUCCUCCCCAGCUGAAUACCUUCCAACAACCCCACCCCACCCCAAGGUGCUGCAUGUCAGUCAGUCAGUGUAAUCUCUGAUUCCAUGUUAGAUUAGGGAGUAAUGAUAAUAAUAAUAUUGGUAAUAAUAAUUACAAUAAUAAUCUGUUAUUGUGUGUGUGUACUGUUCCAGGUUGGUGCUCAGUUCAGUUCAGUCUCAGCCUAGAGGGGAGAGAGAGAGGCUAGAGAAAGCAUAUAUUACAGUUAGUAUAGUGACUUGUUCUAUUGUACCCAAGAAUGCCAGAAGAAAUUGUUGAACCGAUGAGCUGCACGGCGCUUUAAAACCAGAGAUGGGUUGAAAUAACACUGGUUGUACUGUUAGAAAAUUGCUGAAGCAAAAUCCCCAGAUUUAAACUGCUGAACCAAUAUGUCUACGUAGAUUCUCAGUCAUCCAGGUCAUAGUAAUCCUAGCAGCUUCAAUAGAAAUCAAAUGAACUCUUUUAGGUUCUUGAGCCAAGUGAUUCUGGUGGUCCACAUCUCUAAAGAGUCUCAAGCUAAAUGUUGUACGUCAGGAAGUCAUUUAAAAAAAGCAAGAGCAAAAAAAAAAAAAAAACUCAACAAAAUUUACAAAAGUCUUUAUACUCUUUAUACUAUAAAAUGGAAACACAGCAUGCCCAUGGUCUUCUUUUCUGACAAUGAGAAGAAGUUAAUCUUAUUUCUAUUGUUCUCCCUAGAAAAAGGUUCAAUUCAGCCAACUGUGUACAAAAAAUUCUCGACUACUAACUUAAUCCACUGCCUAGUUGGUGUGGCUUUAAAAGUUAAAACCAGAUAGAGUGACACAGACACUAUUUUCACCAGUGACUGUAAAAGGCCACCUUAAAAUGCAGCUGAAUUCUAUUAAUAUGAUGCCAAUAAUGACAAGAUAAAAAGGAGAACGGGCUGCUGUCCUGUCAGUUAGGACCGUGCUCUGAAUGUCCACAAGAAAUCAUUACCCCUACAAUGUCCACAACCUUCACCAAGUUCUUCAGGAGAAAUGAGACAACAUUCCAUAUGCAGCAUCAAACAUGAUUCAUUUUUGUGUCACAGAUAUGUGGCACUACGUGAUGAAAUUGUGGACCCACUUGUAACUGACAUGUGGUUUCUAUUCUGUGUCUCCACUCUUCAUCUGGUUGCUUUCUGACUUCCGUUCUGUGGUUGAGAGGCUGUGUAUUGAAACAACAAAUACUAAUUCACCUAUACUAAAUGGAAUGGACAGAAUUUUACUAAAUAUUGCCUUCUGCUUUAUAUUUCUGUUCAGUAUAUGUUCAUAUAUAUUUUUUAGAAUGACGAUACCAGUCUGUGGUUUCAUCCCCCUACUUUAAUCCACACUGAAAUAUCUCAACAGCUAUUGCAUUACGGUGAAAUUAUGUCCAGAUAUUCAUCAUCCUGUGAGGAUGAAUCUUAAUGACUUUUUUCCAGCACUGAUGAUGAAUGAAUGAUGAAACUCAUAUAUCUUGAAAACUAUUAGAGAUGGUUUACGUAUGUUUUGGUACAGUUAGUUAUGUGUACCCUAUCUAAUAAUUUGAUUUAUGGCUACAUACUUGUGAAACAUUCCCAGCAUCCUCAGCUGUUCUUUGAAAUUAGUCCUAAUUAGUCAAUUUUAGUAAACUAACAUGCUGAAUUAAAAUGUGAAACAUCGUAAACAGUACCUACUAAACCUUAGCAUUACCUACUUACCGUAGCCAUUGUGAGCAUGUUAAAAUGCUGCAAAUAGUGAAAUAUGAAAUAAUUUUAUCCCUUUUCAACUCUAUAAAACAUUGAAAUGAAACAGUUUGCAUUUUUAUUUGUUUUGUUUUGCACAUGUUAAAUUAAAAUCUUUAUACAUGAUGAAAAUGAAUGUACAAUGUCAUUUUAAACAAAGAAAAUCAAAAGAACCUAUUGAUCAACGAAAAAAAAAUGCUGUUGCACAGACAAACAAAUGUAGUUUGCAAAUCAAAGACAUAGUUUGGAAAACACUGGUUCAGCACAGCAAUUUUCAGCUCUUUUCCGUGUUAUCCCAACAUAUCUUUCUGAGAGCAAAGUGCGACAAAAGCAUGAGGAAAAGAAUUGAUAUUUUUAAAUGAUGAAUGACACGGUGAUGAUGUUUCUGUUCGCCUAUCGACAGCUUUUAGGCUGAGUGAUGCGCUGUUUUAAACACUGAUACACUUUCAAACCAACACACACAGAACACUGUUAUCGACACACUGAGUGCACGACACUCGGAGACACAUGCACAACACCUACAAAUUCAAUGCUGUGGCGCAUACAGACACUCAUCUCAUGGACUAAAUGAAAGAUGAGCUUUUAGGAAAAGGAGGACGGGGUGGUGUUUCAAAAGGUGCUAAAAUUUUAUCUGAAAAUAAGAAAAAUAUAUUGUUAGGAGUAUAAAUCAAGUUUGUCUUUACAAUGACUGUAUUUAAGUUUGUCGUAGUAAUGAAAAGGCACUAUUAUUAUUUUACUCUUGUAUGAAUAUGAACUAAUUAAAAAGGCAUUUUAACUUUGUACUUGAACAAUGUAAGAAAUGAACCGUGAAUAAAAAAAAAGGACUGUUUCUUGUGA